AUGAGUCGCAAUACUCGCAAGAAUAUUGGUCCAAAAGACGAGCAACAACCGAAAGAUGGACAAAAGAGAAUUUCUGCAGUCGGAUCAUCAACAUCUGGAGCAGUUGCGUACGAUGAAUUAUUUCCACCACUGCUCCCCGCGUCUUCCACAAGCUCUGUGUCUGACAGAGCACCACAUCCUGUUGAAAAUCGGCAGCCAUCAACGUCAGUUGGAUACGAACAACAAAAAGCAGAAGUUAUAUCAGGUGAAAUACUUCUUACUCAAUGCAAUUCUAACGCUCAGCCAGAAGUUCGAUCCAAGUCGAAUUUAGAAGAAAGUGUUGAAAAUAAAUUGUGCGAGAUUAUUCUGUCUAUUCAUUUACGUCAUAAAUUUGUAUCGGUUCAAGACGUUGAACGAGAACUUUUUGACUAUUUUGGCGUUCAAUCGUUUCGUGAACUAGGCGUCGAUCAACGUAAUCUCAAUCCACUAAAGAAUCUUAUCCAUUAUAAUAAAGAUGUUACGUUUUACAUGCAAAUAUUUGAACAACUUUUCAAUUUAUGUACUCUGCACGAUCUUGGUCCAUUGCUCGCUAAAUUUCUCAAAGUUGACAACUACGAAGAUGCCAGCUUAGGACCACUCGAUAAACAUCCCGAUGUGAAACGAGUAUUCAAAUAUAAAUCAUCAAAACAACAACCAAUACCAGCAAUAACUAGUGGAGAUAUCAUAAAUGCAUUUCUCGAAUUUCAAGACAAAAAUAAAGGACGACGCUGUUUCUAUGAAGAAUUUCUUGAUGAACUUGUCAAACAAAACCAAUUACAGAAACGUGAAGAACUUGGCAUAUAUUGCAAAUCAUUUCCAUAUUUAACCGAAGUAACAAGAAAAAUAGCUCGAGAUCACACUCAACAUAAAAGACAGGCCGAUUUGGAUGUUCGACAACAAAUGAUGAAUGUAUUUCAAACUCGAUUAUCGGAAAUGAAACAAGAAAUGGAUAAUGAACUCGAACUUUUAUCCUACACAAAAAAGUCACCUAUUGCCGUUUUCAAUCAUCUUUGUUCGGUUGUCGAAAAACAUUUGACUGUGCCUGAACAGAAAACCGUUCGUGCUAUAUUAGUGAAAAUUGGUAAUGAUUCACUAUUGCAAUGUCUAUUAAACCUUAGCAUCUAUUUGGGUACAAUCGACAAGCCGGACAGAUUCAUUACUGAAUUACAAAAACUCUAUCAGUCUCAGACGGCAAACUCGGGAGGAGAGAAUAUAAUGAUGCCAUCUCAAUUAUCUGGUUUUAAUCAACCGAAUCGAAAGAGAGAACACAACCCACAGAGUUCGAUGGUAAGUGGCGGUGUAUCUCGCACAACAAUUGAAACAUCUUUUGAAAACUCGUCUAUAUGGUCUCAUCCAAAUGAGUCGCAACCAUCUGCAAAACAAUUAUGUUCUGAUCUCGUCAAGCUUCUUAAACGUUAUGAUACAGUUCUCAGUAUCAAACAGCUAUUCGAUGUAGAAAAAUGUCUAUGUGAUCAGCAUUCCGUCAAAACAUUUUCUGAAUUUGGUGUAAACGAUGAUGAUGACUGCGAUAGCAUUCUUGAUCUGAUCUCCUUUCUUUAUAAGUUCCGUGAAAAGAUUGAUCCUAAUGGAGAAUUAUCUAUCUACGAAAAUCCGUCAUCGAUAGGAGAUCGACAAGAAAUGUAUUCAUUUGUCAGUCAACUCAUAGUACUCAAUGAUCGAAGAGAAGAACAACAACAUGAUGAACAUUCAAGCAAUAGAGAGAUUCAUAUGACUAAAGAUCAAUUGUCAGCCGUUGAACAAGCAGUCAAGCACAAAUUUGGUGGACUACUUGGAUUUAAUCGAAGCUCGCAAGUUAUUAAUAAAGCAAAACAACAACAACAACAUAGGAAAAUGGAUCCGAUAAUUCAUUUCGAAGAAUCAAUGUUGGAUGUGGUCGGCUUGAAUCGACUCGGUAUUUGUCCAUCGUCGCUUCUUAUCGAUGAGGCUCAACUGUGUCAAAUUAUUCUUCAAUGUCCAAUAAUGUCCGAUCUAUUUACAUGGUUGCAAUGGACACAUUUCUUUCAGCCAAGAUAUGGUUCUCUUAAAAAGUUCAUUGCUCGAAAAGAUUAUGAACUCGAUCGUCUUCUCUUGCUCGAAACAUCGAAUCAUGAACUCUUACGUCUGCCAAGCGAUUCUUCUCUUGAGAAUUUCGAAAAAGAACUUGAAAAAAAGAAUAUUUGCUCGGCUAUUGGUCACCUUUGUGCAUUGAUCACUUGCGAGUAUGUUCAAGUCAAUCGACUACCAUUAACCAUAUAUCGACAAGUAAUGACUACAUGGUUUCUUCGUCUUCGAACAUCAGCCCAAUUGCAACCUGAAUCUAUCGAGCCGAUGCAAUAUGUACUCGAAUUUCUAACUUAUCUGCCAGAACUUAUCGGUCAGACACGAAUCGUUCAAGAGCUCGUGCUCGAGUUACUCGACAAUAUAUUCGAUAAUGACAAAGAAAAUAGAGUGAUGAAUGCUCGGCAAACAAUCUGGAAAUUGGCUAAUGCAAAGCAGAAGUGCAAAUUAGAAAUGUGGGGCUAUACACUCGAUAUUGAUGAGUGGAAAAAUGUGAAUAAAUGGAAAGGAAUAAAGGAACUGCAAGAAGAAUCGACUGUUCAGCAGGUAGAGAAAGAUUCACACAAGAAAGAAGUCAUGCGUCAAGUCGAAGCAACACUAGCCUUAGUUUCGCCAUCGACUACGACAACAAGUAAUCCUAGUACUUCCAUGGAUAAUCCGAUUAUGGAUGAUAAUGAUCCAUCUCGUGUUGCGUUCGAACAUAUCAAGAAGAUUCGUGAAGGAUUCGGUGUCGAUAGUAGUCUCGAUGCAGCCGGACAGUCAAUUGUAACUAAUCUUCAAGGCAUGAUUGAACGAAGUUUAGAAAAAUUAUCGAAUGAUCUCUACUCAGAACAAGGUCAUUUUGUUUUGGAACUCAUUCAAAAUGCCGAUGAUAAUCAAUAUGCAUUCGAUCGUUUACCUACACUACGUUUUAUUCUCACCUCCGACCGUAUUCUUGUGUGCAACAAUGAAAUUGGCUUUCAAUCAAAUCAUAUUUCUGCCAUUUGCAAUGUGGGUAAAUCGACUAAAGGCAAACAUAAACAAGGCUAUACUGGACACAAAGGUACGGUUUUUUCCAACAAAAUAUUGUUUAAUGUAUUAUACCCAUGA
Messenger RNA from Didymodactylos carnosus, 3165 nucleotides. The record is from the annotation of a GenBank genome assembly. NCBI's taxonomy places the organism in Eukaryota, Metazoa, Rotifera, Eurotatoria, Philodinida, Philodinidae.